AUGCAAUACUGCCAAUAUGAUCAUGCCAUGUUUGCUAUUGACUGGUAUGAUCAUGCCAUGUUUGCUAUUGACUGGUAUGAUCAUGCCAUGUUUGCUAUUGACUGGUAUGAUCAUGCCAUGUUUGCUAUUGACUGGUAUGAUCAUGCCAUGUUUGCUAUUGACUGGUAUGAUCAUGCCAUGUUUGCUAUUGACUGGUAUGAUCAUGCCAUGUUUGCUAUUGACUGGUAUGAUCAUGCCAUGUUUACUAUUGACUGGUAUGAUCAUGCCAUGUUUGCUAUUGACUGGUAUGAUCAUGCCAUGUUCUUUAUUGACCUGUAUGAUCAUACCAUGUUUGCUCUCUACCGGUAUGAUAGUGGCAUGUUUGCCAUUGACUGGUAUUAUCAGGCUGUGCUUGCUGAUGAUUGA
Molecule: messenger RNA, 405 nt
Organism: Saccoglossus kowalevskii
Lineage: Eukaryota; Metazoa; Hemichordata; Enteropneusta; Harrimaniidae
Source: RefSeq, a predicted model, not a curated record